AUUUGGGCCCCUCGAAGAGAUUUAAUCAAUACCAGGAUGAGUAGAAGUUCAAGGCCACUAUAUACGGCACCUGGACGUCCAACCAAGCCUCCAGGCAAGGCAUUGUCAGCAACUGGUGUUACUCAUCCCACUUACGGUCGACCUGCUGUCCAUUCGGUCUCGGGUGGUUAUGCCAUGCAUGGUACAACAACAGGACAAAACAGUUAUACAAUAGAACAUCGUGCAGCAUCCAAGCCAACUUUGGAAUAUAAAUGGGACUCUUCAAUGAUAACAUUAGCAAAAGAGAUUCCGGAUUUCGACAGGUGGAUGAAGACAAAAGGGGGCUUCAAAGAUGCUGUGUUAUCAGUAAAUGAUAAACUUUUUGAGCUCAAACAAACUGCUCGUGGACAGCACACAGAUUACGGUCAAAGUAGAGAAUGGCAGACAAAGGAGGAGAAAUAUCAUAAAGAGAUUACGCAGCUGACUGAACAGGUACAAAUGUUACAAAGUCAGUCUCGGGCCUCUUAUAAUGACAAGGGACAUGUUGGCUCUAGUAAAUAUGAGAAAGAGUUGGACAGGUUGAGGCAAGAAAACGAGAAAAUCAAGUCACAGCUACAAUCAGCAAAAACAGAAAAGGACCAACUUCUAUAUAGGUUGAGUAAGCUGGCAGGGGCCAAGUUAUCGGACAACAACCCUGAAAUUACAGAUCUCAGCGAUCCCAACCGUCCACAGAAGCUGUCUCAGAUAUACAAUGAACUGUACGACAACGCAUGGAUGGAAGCCAUUGAUUCGAUGCCUAAGACGAAUGACAAAGGAAACAUUCACGUUCUCCUGAGCAUAUUUGUGGAAAUCUGGAAGUUUUGUGAGAAUCUAGGAAAACAUCAGCUGACAGCAAUGGAGAAUAUAAUGCUACAACCAUGGCAGACCUCGCAUACGCAUCCGUUAGGAUCCAGUGAGAAUCGGUACCACAUAGAGUUAAUGAAAAGCAUUAAAGAUGCUCGUAAGAUAGCUGCCAUAGAGACAAGGAAGAGGCUGUUUAAGCAAUUCCUUCAAGAAAAUCCCCAGUACGGAACUCAUAAUGAGAAAGUAAGGCAAUAUGCCGAGGCAUGUAUAAACCUGUGUUGGCUCUGUGCCAUUCAAGACCCACCUAUCGAAUUUAUAUACAAUGUCAAGGAGGGGGAGAAGAUAGACUCUGGAUACUUCAAGCCGUAUGAACGAUCAGGAAAAACUGUCGAAUAUCUAGUGUGGCCAGCAAUGUUGCUGCAUAAAAGCGGGCCAGUUCUAACUUACGGUGUAGUACAAGUGGUCAAGGGAAAAAAAUGAGUAUUUCCCCAUAAACAUGUGUACACGUCUUCACGGACCACAUCAAAUCCCUUUCACAGACUGUAUUGAUAUGGCAUCCAGGACAUCUUCAGGGUUCAUGUUUGUUGAUUUUUAUCCAAACAACAUUUUAAUACUUAAUUCAUUUAAACAUUUAACGUUAAUAUUUGAUGGGCUUGUCUUAUGCAGACAGUACUAAUCUUUGAUACGCCUGUACGCUAAAACCACAUUAAUGCGUUCAAAUGCAUGUAUGUAUAGUUUAUUAUCAUGCAUAGACGAUAUUUGUCAACAAACUCGUUAACAAAUAAUUAACUCGAAGCAUUCAUAAAAGGAGCAUGUUUUAAAAUGUGCAUUUCAAAGCCAAGUAACACAAAGUUUUACAUUGUUCUCUAACAAUGACAUUUUAAACCAGCUGAUAAAACGUUGUAACGUUGUUUUUUGUCUGAUUUCGGAUGCAUUUGUACGAUCAAAUCGUGGUCGUAUUUUAUUAUUUUAUAUUUUUAUUUUAGAUAUAUUUUAUUAUUGCUUUUAAGUAUUUGUACGUUCAAAUUGUUAAAAUUCAUAAAGGAAAGAAACGCUUGUCGACAGUAUAUAUAUGCAUCAUGCAACAAUAGCAAAGUGGUUCUGAUAUUUUUAUAUAUUUUUGGGGUAUUACCUAACCGCGAUAUUUUUAGCUUUCCCUUCGAAAACAACCCUUUCCGUCGCUCAUGUAUAGAUAUUUGUCGAGUAGAAUCGAUACUAAUCCAGUUUCUGCAGAAACAUUGAGGUUUUCAAACGGCUCAUUUUUCUAUUUAUAUAUAUAUGUGUGUAUUGCAAGAUAAUGAGAUAAAACCCAAACCAACUCGACAAAGACGAUGCUGCUGAUGAUGAUGACUAAACGAAGUCUUUAUUUUAUCGGCACGGAUUGAUUGUAGAUUAUAGGACCAUGAGAGGCACGGUUUGGUUGUAUUCUUAGGAAGCAUACUGACGAGAGCCCCACAUGUAUUGGCAUGGUUUCGUUGUAUUCUUAGGAAGGAUACUGAAGAGAGCCCAACUUUUAUUGGGAUGGUUUGGUUGUAUUCUUAGGAAGGAUACUGAAGAGAGCACCACAUUUAUUGGCAUCGUUUCGUUGUAUUUUUAGGAAGGAUACUGAAGAGAGCCCAACUUUUAUUGGGAUGGUUUGGUUGUAUUCUUAGGAAGGAUACUGAAGAGAGCUCCACAUUUAUUGUCAUGGUUUGGUUGUAGUCUAAGGAAGGAUCCUGAAGAGAGCCCGACCUUUAUUGGCAUGGUUUGGUUGUAUUCCUAGGAAGGAUACCGAAGAGAGUCCCACUUUUAUUGGCAUGGUUUGUUUGUAUUCCUAGGAAGGAUACUGAAGAGAGUUCCACUUUUAAUGGCAUGGUUUGGUUGUAUUCUUAGGAAGGAUACUGAAGAAAGCUCCACUUUUAAUGGCAUGGUUUGGUUGUAUUCUUAGGAAGGAUACUAACGAGAGUCCCACUUUUAUUGGCAUGGUUUGGUUGUAGUCUAAGGAAGGAUACUGAAGAGAGCCCCACCUUUAUUGGCAUGGUUUGGUUGUAUUCCUAGGAAGGAUACUGAAGAGAGUUCCACUUUUAAUGGCAUGGUUUGGUUGUAUUCUUAGGAAGGAUACUAACGAGAGUCCCACUUUUAUUGGCAUGGUUUCGUUGUUUUUUAAGGAAGGAUACAGAAAAGAGACCAACAUUUAUUGACAUGGUUUGGGGGUAUUUUUAGGAAGGAUACAGAAGAGAGCCCCACUUUUAUUGGCAUGGUUUAGUUGUAUUAUAUGAUAUGCCGAGGGAACAUUUCUUUUAUUGCUGCUUACU
This is a messenger RNA of Mizuhopecten yessoensis (Yesso scallop), 3116 nucleotides long. RefSeq lists its product as uncharacterized. The record is from RefSeq and is a predicted model, not a curated record. The transcript is spliced from 9 exons. Gene Ontology annotation, cellular component: mitochondrial outer membrane. NCBI's taxonomy places the organism in Eukaryota, Metazoa, Mollusca, Bivalvia, Pectinida, Pectinidae. Gene Ontology annotation, biological process: mitochondrial protein catabolic process; mitophagy by internal vacuole formation. The coding region runs from base 37 to 1302 and encodes 421 amino acids.